Anthostomella pinea is the source of this 2472-nucleotide messenger RNA. NCBI's taxonomy places the organism in Eukaryota, Fungi, Ascomycota, Sordariomycetes, Xylariales, Xylariaceae. The record is from the annotation of a GenBank genome assembly.
AUGCCUUCCGCUGCCGCUCGACGAAUCUAUGAGGACCAGAUACCCUCAUUUAUGUCCAUAUACGACCCUUCCGCCGACAGCAUAGACGAUCGAGACCUAGUUACCGUGGUGGACGACAAGUUCCUGGAGAUGGAGCCGUCUUGCGCAUCCGGGCAACUCACUAAGGGCGUACUACAACAGCAGCACCAUCUGCGACCUUUGCCCACGGAUCGCGCCCACCGGUACCAUGAUAGCACAUCAACACAGAACUCCGAGUCUGCUGACUCUUCUCCCACGACGACACUGACCACCGACACUUCCUCGCUAUCUGACCCUUCCCCUUCUUCGUCGCCGGAUUCUCCCGUUAAUCUAAUACCUCUGAACUCGUUUCCGGCUAGCACAUUUGGCGAAUUGCCAUCUACCAUGAACAGCCUUCAAAUCAUGGGUACCAAUACUUCGAGCACUCUCCAGCGGCCCAUGACCUCCCCGUCUCCAAGAAGGGCAAGGAACAUGAAGGGUCUAUCGAUACAGCCAACCUUUGCCACUUCCUUGUCCUCGACUCUGGUCUCCGAGCCGUCGUCUCCCUCUUUCAUCAAGCCCCAGAUCCCAGCACCGAAGAGAAAGCCCAGCCAGCUAAGUCUGAAGACCGAUUCCACAGGCCUCAAUGUUCGCCCACCCACUCUCGAGCUUCCCAGCUCGCCAGGCCUUGCUCCCAUGUUGCAAAGAAGAUCUCUCAAGCACUCAACAUCAUCACCUCAUAUGCUAUCAGGUCUGAAAUCCGCAGGUUUCGGCCCCUCUGGUGGUAUGACGUUCCCAACUGUUUUCGAACGCGGCACUUCAGGUCUGUCGGAAGUACUACGACCAACAAAGCAGGUAACGAUACCCGCCAACUAUGAAUCUACGAUUGCCGAAGAAGACUCGCCAAUCAGGACUCAGCAUGCAAACCGGGCGGCAAUGGACUUUGAACCAUUUCACGAGCCGGAAAAUAACGAGGACCAGAAAUCACCAGGCUAUCCUAAUGGGCCUAUUGCCAUCUACGAGGAUAAUGUGUACCUCUAUCUAGAGCCUACUGCGGAUGAAGCGUCCAAGUUCGAUGUCGUGAUCAACGUGGCCCGAGAGGUACUCAACCCAUUCGAAGCAUCCGUCAAGGGUAAAGAUCAGACCAACCCUAAACCAGCCCAUGGCGAUCUACCAUCGGUCACAGUGGAUUCCCCCAUCCCAGAUACCGCCAUGACCAACGACAGCUUUGCGACAGCAUUCGAGUUUCCGCCGCGAGACGCCACAGGCCCAGAGACACCCACUACUCCCAAGGCGCUAUCCUGGAAUGAGCCCGAGUAUAUUCACAUGCCGUGGGAUCACAACACCGACAUCGCUACGGAUCUCAUGUCGCUCUGCGAGACUAUUGAGGAACGCACCAAGGAGGGCAAGAAGGUCCUCAUACAUUGUCAACAAGGCGCGAGCCGUUCCGCCAGUUUGAUCAUUGCUUACGGUCUCUACCAAAAUCCGAGAUUGACCGUCAACGAUGCUUACUACUCAGCGCAGACCAAGAGCAAAUGGAUCAGUCCCAAUAUGCGUCUGAUGUACUGCCUGCAAGACUUUCAGAAAGAGGUUUCGAAAAGAAAGCUACCACCUCGAUCCGCCGCCGGACCUAGAGGCGGGAGAAGUCCCACAAAGCAUCGCCUUACCCUUUCUGCUGAUGCUAUCGACAUGAAGCCCAAGGAACCAAUGACUGCACCUCUUCCAGGUGCAGACAUGGUGACCACGAAAAGCGCCAGUCCCAACAGGAGUCCCACUCAUUCUCGCGGCAAAUCUACUCCCAAUAUAGACGCCAUUACACCGGGCCCGUCCUCCGCACCUUCGAGUCUAUCGUGGUCAGAACAAGACAUUGAGAUGAGCCCUAGUCGCCCCAAACAGUUUGGCUUUGGGACUUCUCUAGAACCGCCCAAGUCAUGCGAGAGGAAACGACCGGAGCCAAAACACUUGACAUCAUUUCCACCCCCCUCGUCAUCCUUCUUCAAACCUCCACCGUCACCUGGGUUUGGCUCAAUGGGCUUUUCAAAUGGCACUCGACGCUUCCAGCCCCCGCCGUCACCUGGUUUUGGUCAUAUGGGAUUCUCGGGUGGUCCACAAAGCUUCGGAUUCUCCAACCCCUUCAUUGAGCAGCAGUCGUCAUUCCACGAGGCGAACGAGGUAGUAACUCAACAACGAGGCAUAGCAAUAGCCCCUGCUUUGCCAGACGAUGAUGCCCUGAUGUCACCAAGAGCCGAAACUAUGACUAACAAUCCCCUUCACGACUCCUAUUCAGAGCUAGCCGGGAUGAAGUUCGUUGAGGUACCGCCGACUCCGACUGAAGGUCUUUUCUCCCCACGUCAAACGACGUUCCCAAGGGAUCCAUUCCUCCCUUUCGCGCGCCCUACCCAGGUCACCGAUCCAAGAAGCCCCCCUACCAAAGGAGAGACUCCGAUCACCCGCUCGAUUGACGAUGUAUUAUAG